CAACAGCGGUGUCACUAAUUGUAAGUUUUGCUUUAUAAGUUUUUACUUUAAAUGAAUAGACUAUAAAUAUUUAUUAACAACCAUAAUGAUAAAUUUAUUAAAUUACAGAAAUCAAAAGAUGAUGGACAAGCUCCCUCUUUUCCGGUAUUUUACAAGGAAACCCACUACCAAAAAAAGGAAAGUAUGGGUAAACGAGAAAGCACAAGAUACCUAUGAGCGAUUAGUCAACAAGACUAUCGAACAAUCUCAGCCCGAAGUUAAAUCUCUGAUGAACGAGUUUGAGAUCUCCAUUGAUGUACUUGGAAGGAGGCCAGGUUACCUGAAGGGGUAUGGGAUCUACCUUCGAAGGAGUUCAUCUACAAGGUCUAUUGCAAAGUUAGCUGAGCGAGAUGCUGAGGUCGUGGCUUUAAAGGAGACAGUAGCUGUGCAGGCCGAACAGAUUGCCUCACAAACCGAGCAGAUGAACGCACAAGCCGAGCAGAUGAACGCACAAGCUCAGAAGACUGCUAAUCUAGAGACUUUAGUGCAUCAGCUAUUUGCACGUAGCCAGCCUGGAGUGACAGGUGGUUGUUGA
Messenger RNA from Asparagus officinalis (garden asparagus), 574 nucleotides. RefSeq lists its product as uncharacterized. The record is from RefSeq and is a predicted model, not a curated record. Bases 86 to 574 code for a protein of 162 amino acids. NCBI's taxonomy places the organism in Eukaryota, Viridiplantae, Streptophyta, Magnoliopsida, Asparagales, Asparagaceae. The transcript is spliced from 2 exons.